GGGAGGCAGAGUGCUGCUGUUUGGGGAGGUCGAGGGGCUCUGUGAGAGAGAGCAUGGUCAUUAUCGUCUGAGAUUAACCGGACCGACCCCUUUUCAUCUUCGCCGGCGAUUAAAAAGUCGAAGAGCUGAGAAGUGACUGAGAUCCUGUUCUGGCGAAGCGUCGAAUGUGAUGAAGAUGCCGUUCAGUAUCAAGCGCUUCACGAUCCACCGCAGCUCGAGCCUUCCGACGCACGGCGGCUCGAAGAAGGAGAGCUCUUCCACCAAGGAGGCGAGCGUCUCCAAGAAAGGAGAUAAGAAGCCGUCCUCCCGGCCAAGGGGGUUGCCUACAUCGCAGUCCGUCGACACCGCGGACCUGCGACGCUACAACAACCACCAGGAGGCGGUCCAGGAAGAGAGAGUGCCCCCACUGCCCCCACACGACAGAUCGCGUCAGUUCGACUAUGACCCUAGAAAAUACGCGGGUCCAGAGGAGCGAGGGCCUCGAUGGAGAAAUAAAGAAAGGGGCCCCCGACUUCCGGGGGAUAUGGGCCCUGAGGUUCGAAGGGUCAUGGUCAGACGGAACGGAGUGCGUUUUCAGGACAGUGACUGGGCAACGGAGGAGAGUCAAUCAACAAGUAGUAGCAGCGGAGGAGGUACGGCUAGAGAUUACUUGGAUGAACCCAGAACUCCGGCCAGAGACGGUAGGUGGGGUAAUGGGAGGAGAGGCGGCCGCUCUUCUGGCUCGUCUCGCGGUCCCGGCGAUUGGUCCGAAGAAGGGGCGAACGGAGGUCCCCGACACUCGGGCAAAAGAUCCCAGGGGAGGCGGCACCACCAGCCACAAGAAUCCACAAUCCUGCACGACGCAAGACCCCCGGCGGACAUGGAAAAUGCCAUCCCUGGGCGUCACCCUCUGUACACCCCUUCGUACGACGAGGAUCCGGGCAUCAUGUCGGAAGUGGAGACGUCGGCGACGGGCUUCCGGACGAUCAGGGCCCCCAAGACCCCUCGCAUUGCCUCCUUCCCCCCACCUUCCACUCGUGGGGGAAAAGCACCACCUCUCCCACCGGAUCGACACACUAUGGGUCCUGUGUCCCCACAACUAAGGCAUGAAAAUUUGACCUUAGGCCUUGUGUUCCUGCAGUACCGUAGCGAGACUAAGCGCGCCCUGCUGCCCAACGAGAUUACCACUUUGGACACAGUGAAAGCCCUUUUCGUGCGCUCCUUCCCAAAGCAGCUCACCAUGGAGUACUUGGAUUCACCCCACAUCCGCAUCUACAUUCACGACCCCGCCAAGGAUAUGUUCUACGAGCUAGAAGACCUCAGGGAUAUCCGGGAUCGAUCGGUGCUGCGAAUCUACGAGCAGGAACCGAAUGGAGAAGUGUACAGCACGUGGGAGGGGGAGCUGAGUUACUUCUCCGAGCCCGAGUUCGACUCCGAGUAUCAGAAUCAGCACAUACACAGAGCAAAGGGCGGUGUGGGCUACUACGGAGCCGCCGGUCUUAGUGCCUACUGUCCCCUAGCGACGCAGACUUUACCUCCUGGUCCAUACUCGCCUCCGGACAGAACAAAACCUCCCAUUGCCUAUGCUCAAACCCUGCCCUGGGGAGCUCACCUGACCUACGCUCCAUCAGGUCCUCCUAGUCCGGAACGACGUCCCAAAGAAAUUCUUAUACCACCAGGUGUCAUGCAGCCGCCCCCGAAGCCUCAACGUUCUUUUCAGCAAGGAGGUACCCUUCCCAUUGGGAAAGGGAUCCGGUGCACCCCGCCACCUCCCACUGGGCCUCCGCCUUCCAUACCCUCUCCCCGCUCUGGAAUGCCCAGGCCCAUGGUUGAGACGAGAGUCCCUCCUUUCCCCCGUUACGCUCCCGAGCGGCGCCACGAGCCCCAGGGCGGUUACCGACCCCCACCCGAGCGCCCUUACAGUGCCGGGGCGCAGCCUAUCUACACGGUGUCCCCUGAGCGUCACUAUGAGCCGACGUAUCGCAAGAGCUUCGAGGGCGGCUACCUAUCUUCGCCCGAAAGGCGUUACGAACCUGCGCGGGCAUUCGCAGCGGCCGCUGCGGCUCCCAUCUCGCCCUACGAGGAGCCCUACUACGGAGGGACAGAAAGGAUCUACGGAUCUAGAUCGGGCUCGGUAACGCCUGUCGUCGACGAAGAAGCCAGAUUGCGGGUUGAGCAUAUGGAAAGACAGUUGGCCAGCCUGACAGGGCUGGUCCAGAAAGCUUUGACGGCGGCGCCCAUACGUUCGUCGCCCCAGAACCAACAGAUUCCCACGAGAGAUAUUUCCAAAGAGAGAGGACAGGGAGAAGGAUUCUCCGAAGCUCGAUCUUCUAAGUCUUCCUCUUGCACAUCCUUGGCAGACGAGAAUUCAGAGUCUCAACCUGAACCGCAUUCCAAAUAUGCCUUUAAGGAGGAAAAGUCUGUGUCGUUCUCGGAUGAAACAACCACAGUGAGCUCGCCCGUCCACCAGAAGCAGCAUUCCCCUCAACAUACAGUCGAGAGACCCGUGAAACCAGCCAUCAAGUCCUCCCUCUCCCUUCGCAGCCAGCCUUCCUCAGAUGUGGAUUCUGUCCCCACUCAGCUACAUCCUCCAACAGUUAAAGUUACUUCCGCAGACCGUGAACCCCGUUCCAAACCUGCACCGCCUCCUAAACCAAGUUCCCUCUCCGAAAGACAGCAUUCAGCUUCACCACCCACCAAAGGGAAGUUCCGAGUGAGCGUCGAGAUGUACAGUCAGCUGAGGCAUCUGAGGAAGCAAACCAAGGAUCUGAGGCUGGAGGUGCGGAACCUGAGGAGGAUUGCUCAAUCGCAAGCCAUCACAGCCAAGGAGACCGUCAAGGAGACUUGCCUUAAAAUUAAGACGAUGCUGGCGGCUGCACAAAUGGGGGAAGAACAUGUCUGUGCUGAGAGAUUGAAAGUUUCGAGGGAAGAAGAACUCUAUCGCCAAGAUGUCAAUCAUUUAGAAAGAGAUCUCCUGGAAUUGGAGAGUCAAGUGGAAGAAUUGAGGGGAAACGUCAUCAAUCGAAAGUGCCGGGUCAACCUGGGCGAUGUCGAAGGAAUGGCGCUUGUCCUCAGCAGAGCGAGCAAGGCGGUGGCCGAACUCAAAGCUCGGUUCCCUGCCUUACAAGAAAGCUUGAAAACCAUCAUGGCGGUCGAGAUGGAAGUAGUAUGCAGGGAAGAAAAAUUCCUAAAGGAUGAACCCGAACGAUUAGAAAACGCUUUAAGAAGAUGUAAAAAGUUAACUGGAACGCUGGUCACACUGAAACGACUGGCCUCUGUGCAAGAACAGCGGCACACCGUAGGACACCACCUGCCCGAGAAGUCGCAUUCCGCCGACGGACCCCACUCCGACGGAGAAAUGCAUUCCACAAAAUCAAGCCGGCAGGGUUGGAAGCGGAGUUCUAACUUCAAAGAGAAGAUAGACAUGUGGAGAGGUUAUUCUACCCUCGGAUGGGCUGACCAGCCGCGGGGCAGGAUGACGUCCUCCUUGAAUCCUUUGCAGAGUCUGAGUCUGGACGGAGGCACGCAUACAGUUAUACACGUUCCGCCAGCUGACGGACAACAGCAGCAACAGCCAAAGCAGCAGACAGCAUUGGACGCACUCCUGAGCGAGCUCCAAACUUUCAACCACCCUGCCGAGCCGAAGCAACAAAGAGACAACAUACCGGGGCUUCUUGGACCCCAGAGGCGAUUGCCUUCUUACCCCAGUGCGGAUUCACCAGUCCGCUCUCCCAUACAUGGCAUGCCUCAGGCACGUUCGCCAACAAACUUGGAUCCUGGAGCCAAGACCCUACAGGUGACGCCAACCGCCAAGAGCUUGUCACCCACACCUCAAGAGCGGAAGCCUUCUCCCACUUCACAGCUGGCUGUGAAAACCAUUGCAGAAGUCCUCCAGAAGAAAGUUCCUCCGCCACCGCCGCCAAGAACAACCAGUCGGUCGCCUGUCACUUCUCCAACGGAGGCGGUCACAGCCACCACUGCCAAAGCAGUUCCAUUGCGAUCAGCUCUCGCAAUGCGCAAUCCUCCUCCGCAACGUAGCAGCUCAGUGCCAACUCCCAGAGGAUCAUCCCAUCCCACUUUGAGACAGACUGCCUCGACGCGGCCGUCGUCCCGAGAACGCCCAGAUCCACCCUCUGCACCACAACCUUCAUCAUCGCAAGCUUCGAAAGAGGCCAUUCUGAGAACUUCGGCUCUUAACGAUGAGCCACCACCCCGCGAUCAACUUUCAAGCAAUAGUAGCAGCAGCGAAAGCGUUAAUUCUCAAGAAGGACUGCAAAUGGCUUUGCAAGCAGCCAAAGCUGAGCAAAAGAAGGUCUCAGCACAGUUGAGGAAUGAGCUCCAGGAUGAGGUGUUCACACUCGGAUCUCAGAAAAAAGGAGGUCCCAAGAACCGACAAGAACUACUCGAACAACGCCACCAAGAAUUGCUGCGUAAACAAAAACAACUCCAGGAACAAUACACGAGGCUGCAGCAGAUCCAAAGGGGGCAAGUCUUCGCUCGGUUCGGCGCCAAAACUGGCGAUCUUAAGAAAACCGGGAGUGAAUCCAACAUACUUUCAAAGGCCGGACUACUUACCUUGGCAACAGCAUCUGGAUCCAUGCAGCACCUCGCCGUGACCGGAUCCGUCUCAAAUCCCAUCGCCGGAUCCAAGUCAUCUCCUUCCUCCUCCCCCAAUUUAGGGAAGGGAGGACCCCAUAGCCCAGGGAAUAAAAUCUAUGAAACGGAUAUCCUCUGAAAUAUCUGGAUCUGCUCUGUCGUAUGAUGGUUUUUUAAUGAAAAACCGAGACUAUUUUCAUAAAUUUCGAUCUACACUCCAAUGAACGAUGAACAGGAUUGUCGUAUCAGCCGAGUGUCAGAAAUGGAAAGCGCUAAGCAAGCGUAGUUUCCAGUACUUUCCUAUGGAUCCAACCAACUAGAGACGGUGACGGCCUAUAGAGGUGGACAUCGAUAUCCCAUUUCUAGAAGCGCUGUAGACCUCCGUGGUAUAUUUUAGACAUUCGCUCAGUUUUUCUAUAUUUUUUUCCGAUGCUUUGUUUUUUAUUUACCGUUAUCCUAAACGCGGAGGCACUUUCGAUAUUCAAACAAGCAUUUACAAUCCCACCGUAACCGAUGUUGAGUUGGAAACUUUUUUUCGGCUUCUAUUAUUAUACAAUUUAAUGAUUUCCUCUUUCUGUGGAAUAUAUAUUGAUAAUAAUAGAUGAUCUUUAGAUACCGAAAUUUAUAUUUAACAUAAAAAAAAGUUACGAUAAUGGUGAGGAUAUAAAGUAUUAUAUAAAACCUCACACUGUACAGUGACGCAUGUCAAAUAGAGUCUAUUUCAAAUGCGAUUCAGCCAUUUGGAUAUUGUCUAUAUAGAUUUAGUACAGAUUUUUAUUUCGCAUGUUUUUUUGGCAAAUCACAUGAUUCCCUUUACAAAAGAGAUCACGACUUGUUACGGACAAGAUGACCUUUCGAUCAAAUCCUUCUUCCUUGUUGUGUUUUUCCAGUCAAAAUCUAGUCUUUAAAAAAAAAGUAUUAUGAAGUGUUGAUGUUUCGAUGAGUGGCCUGGCCUCUUUUUAGAAGAGAACUUUAUUCUGGGUUAUAUGGCAUUCUCGGGAGAGAUAUUCAAAGGUUACUGUUCUACGAGACUUGCAUUUUGAGCGUAGCUCUUCCCAAUUGGAAAAUACACGAUCUCCCGAUACUGUUUUUAUUUUCUUCACGCCAACUCACUCACGGUGCUACCACCAAAAACGGGAACUGUUUUUAUACUCGACGCGAGCUGUUUUUUAAAAAGGAGAAAAACUGAUGGAGGAAAAGGCUGCUCAACCACAGAUAAUGUGACCCUGAAUUGAAAGAACCGAUGUUGCUACUAUACAGUUUGGAAUGCCCACUAUAAUGCAAAUUUCAUAAAAGCAAUUUUUUUUUUUUUUUGUGACUUAUUCGAUCCAAUGCCAUGUUGAAGGCACUUGGCAACCGCCUAAAAAGAAAUCAGCUAAGAGAUAAUUUAAAGAAAAAUAAUUUUCAAGCAUUUCUUUAAAAUGUAUUAAUUAUAAUAUAAAUGAGGCAUUAAGAGUCUGAAUGGAUUGUUAUAUUUUGCAACUCACCACUUCCAAGAACAAAAAACUAUCCAUUUGCGUAAAUAUAAGAAAAAGAAAGCAUUUUAAAUUGAUUAAGAACUAAAAUGGUAUUUAACAAUGAAAUAUUUUCGUUUCAGAGUGGUAUAUUAUAUAUCACUAAUUCAGAAAAAUAUAAAAUUAUGCUAAUUCAGACAGAUUUUAAAAUAUUUGGCGAAACUCUAACCAAAAAAUAAAUUAAAGCAUUCUUUUUUUUUUUUACACUUAAAAUUAUAUACCCGAAUCAUAAAGAUGGUGAGAAUUUAAUGAUUGUAAAUAUGGCUGAAGUAUUUUUCUGUGAAAGAUAUAUAAUAUUUCAAUCUUCUUAACUAACUAUGAAAAUAAAUCGAAGAAGAUGUUUCUCACUAUUAUCUUCCAGAUUCUACAAUUUAGUUUUGUUUGUUUUUCCUUGUAUAUAAGCAGAUUAAACAAAUGUGUGAUCCUAUGAUGUCAGACAUGAUAAUUAAUUUAGAUAAGGAGUAUUUUAAUUCUGCUGACAGCAUGCAAUAGCCCUAAAAUAUAUUAUGCCACCUGACAAAGACAAAAUUAGCACUUCUUUCCCUUUUCAUUCAUAUGCCUUGAUUAAUUAAUCAAGAGCAUUGGUUAGAGUCACUUAAUCACAGGCAUUGGUUAGAGUUAAGAUUACGUUAUAAUCUCGACACCAGGAGUGCGAAAUGUUUAUCAAUCUUUAAAAUAUUAGUCAAAAAGCCUGCCAUCUUUGAUGCAGGUAAUGAAACGAACCUUUUUUUGAAAAACAUUCAAUUUCUUAUUCGUAAAAUUGCAAAUGAAAUAUUAUCGAUUGCCAAAUUUGGCGAGUAAUCGCUUAAAAAAUACUCUUUAGUGACUACUAAUGUUUGUAUUUGAUUAAAUAUUGAGACUAACGAACGGUAUAUCCAUCCUUGACUAGAUAGGUAAGUAAAUAACAUAUUCCCACUAUCUGUGGUUGGACAGCAUGUAAUAAACGCUUCUUUUUCCGGUGUUUUUCUCGCCAUUUUGUGAGAGAAACCUUUGUAGGGGUGACCUUCCAGUCAAGUAGCUAGUCAAUCUCCGGUGCGGUCUUUUUUGGAAAAAAAAAAUUUUAUAUUUAGGUAUAAAGUCUGAACACAAUAAUGCAAGCCAUUUUCUAGCGAGCUUGCCCGCUUCUUCCCCUCAAUUUAAUCCAUUGUUUCAGUUUUCGCUCUUUGAAAUGUUGGCAAAUGCAGAAAUUCGUUUGGGAUUAAAAAAAAAAUUAAAAGUAAGUGAACGUCCACUCUUUUAAACAUAAUUUAAUGCAGAAUUUCUGGAUUUUAUUUUGCUAGAUAUUGUCUGAGCCGGUGUUAAAAGUUACAGAAUCAUUUUUGUGUGUCUAUGCGAAAUUUUACAUCGGUUUCUCUUUUAAGACUUUUCCAUACUGCCAAAUGUAAGAAAUUAUGAAUCAAUCAAUUAGAAAUGUUAAUUUAGAGUAUUACAAAUAAACAUGCAAUGGCUCUUUUAACAGGGGAUUCUCCAUCCGUGUAUUUAAGACAGGGAAGUGUGAACGAAAUUUUAGGUCAUGCUUUCAUAUUACCUAAUUUGAAUUUGUAAGAAUUAUUUGUAAUUUUCUAUGUAUGUUACAAUUCCCAAAAAAAAGUUUGAAUAUUAUUUUAAAUGAUAUAAAGAUGUUUGAAAUCGUUUGCAUAUCGUUAAAUUUGAAAAUAUUCAAAAUCUAAUUUUUUUAAUAACAAAUGAGUGCAAUUUAAGUUUUAGAAGUCCGAAAUAUCAAAUAUAUAAAUAUAAUUGAAAAAUAAUCUAUUAAUAAUUUUUAAUGCGUCAUUUUAUAAAUUUUAUUGAGUCACAAAAUAAAGUAGAAUUUCAAAUGCAAUUUAAAAAAAUUAUUGUGCGUAUUUGGAACUUCUGAAACAUGCAAAAGGGUAAAGAAAAAUUCCUUAAAGUUUUUAUUUUGUUUAUAAUACAUCUUUAACAUUUUGAAAUGAGAAAAAAAAUUAUAAUAUGUAAAUAUAAAUGAUAACAUAAGAAUCUGCAUAUGCUUAGUAUAUAAUGCACUUUCUAAUUAUUGUUCAUUAAAUAUUUGUUUAGUGGAUAGUAUACUUUAAUGCAAUCAUCUAAUACAAAUAUCGAAGCUACAAGGAGUUAAUACUAUCUGAUAAUUAAUAUUGAUUAGAUGCAGUAAUUUAUGCAAUUUUUAGUUUCAAUGUCCUAAAAUAUUUUCACUGCGAAUAAUAUAUUACUUUAAUUCAAUCAUUUAAUACAGUUGUUUGAAACUUUUUAGCGCCAUUUAUACUCUUUCAUUGCAUUUUUUUAAAUAUUCUCUACUCUCAUUAUCCUCUCCCCGCGUCAAUCAUUCCUUUUCACAAAGAAGUUUUUAUUAAAAAUUUUAGGUCAAUGUUAGAGUCAAAUUAUUCGAAUUAAUUAAAUGUUAUUUAUGGAAAUCAUUUAUUUUUGUAUUUUAUACCAUUCGGUGUAAUAGUAUUGAUUCAAUGUGAAAAUAGCAUUGAAAUAAUUUCGCAUUAAAUUGUAACUGAAAUUAUUAAUUACAAUAAUCAACAAUUCAAAUGGAGACAAUUCAAUUCAGCCUGUUUUCAUAAAUCUGAAUUUAUAAAAUCAAUAAAAAACAAAUGGAAUUUUACAUCUCUAGCUAUAUUAAGUUCACUGCGAUGUUUAUUGAUUAUGUUCUUAAAAGUUAUAUGUUCAUUUUUCCCAAAAGUGUUAUAUAAAAGUAAAUAUUUUAUUUCUUUAAUUCAAAAUCCUUAUUACUUUGAUUUUAUUGUUAUCAAUAUACUUUCGUGUUUUAUUUGACAAUCUUAGUGUCAUUCCUUUACUAUUACCCGAAUGACUUUCGAAUUUGCAGAUUUUUCACUUUUCACAUAACUCCAUAUAUUUUAUUGUUUUCCACCAUUACCAAUUCAUAUCUUAAGAAAUAAGAAUACCAUAAAGGUUGGGAACUUCCGAUCUAACAGAAAUAAUAUCCUAUUCGUUGAAUUUCACCCCAAAUAAUGCACAAUUAAUUUUUAUGUAGCCAUAAUAAGCUUUCUCUUUAAAUAUUCCAUAUUACACCUGAUAGCCCGGCAUUUCAGGGUAGGUUUUCAGACUGAUAAUAAUGUCGAUUAUAUAUAUAUAAGUAGAUUUUUUGAAAAUAUAAGUCCACUUCGAAUAAUAUUUUUUCACAUACAGAUAACUGCAAAUGGUAAUAUGAAUUUUUCUACUCAUUAUUCCCCUUAGUAACUCUUACACAAUGUAAAAAGCAACACCUUUGCAGCUGUAGUUGAAUUUUAAAUCACUACUAAUGCUUUAAUAUAACAUUCAACGUAUCAUUUUAUUUAAAUUCAGGAUUUUUUGUCAUAGACUUACCCUUUUAUUAAGAAAUAUAAAUCAAUCCAACUUCCAGCAUAAAACUAUUCAAAAUAUCAAAAAUAAUAUGUUGCCAUAACGUAAAACAUAUAAUUGAAUAUAAAUUCGUAUUCGAAAACAUUCAAUUUCGAUAUUCUUUAUACAUGCUAGCUGAAAAAUUUGAUUGAACCGUUGAUUCAAGCACGGGAUAUCAGUAUGCAUCGAUUCUGAAAAUAAUAUUCAAAAUACUGUAUUUUACAUGAUUAAUUUACAAUACAAUAAAAUGAAAACAGUAGUUCUCAUAUAUUGAGACGUUAAUUUAUUCGACAUUUACAAAUCAUUUACUAAUCCAUUAUUCAGUAAUACAUGUAAAUAUUUCAUACAACAGAAAUUCGGUUUUUAAAUUUUAUAUUGAAUAUUUAUUUUUUCUUUUGUGGAAUCAAUAAAUUUAUUCAAUUCCAUUCUAAACAAAAAAAAAAAAUCUCAAAAUACUGAUAUAUUUCGGACUUCAGUAACGGAAAAGAAUUCAGAGGAUCAUUUUAAUUUAUUAUAGCUACUAAAAAAGAUAGUAAAAUUUAAACAAACAAAUAAUUGUUUUAUCAUAUAUCAUUUAAAUUUUAUGUGAUAGCACAAUAGAAAUGAUCGCAAUAAAAUGGGAAAUAAUUUUUAAUAAGAAUGAUUACUUGGAAAAAUAGGUAAUCCAUAAAUGUCGACAGAAUGUUUUUUUACCUAUAAAAAUAAUACUCGAUGAUUUAUUGAUAGUUUUUCAAAAAUAUACGUCGAUCUAAAAAAAAUUGAAAAUCACCAAAUUAUCCUUCUGAAAUGAAAUUCAAAUACAUUGAAAAAUUCUUCCUUACACCGUAUGAGUUUAUUUACGUUUAGGAACUGACAAAAGAGGGGAGUUGCAAAUAUGUCGAGAAAAUAAAAUUCUGAAUUUUUGUUGAUCACCGCAUGAUGAGAGAUUCCACAUUCAGACAAUUAAGUAAAGCAGAAGAAUUGUACUCUAUACUGUGAUCAAAGCUCAGGUCUAACAAAAUUCAUUUUGUAGAAGUUAAUUUCAUAUUUAUUGCAUAGUCUUUACUUUGCAAGAAAAUGAUUCUGUGACAAAAGAAUUUAAAUGUUCAAGAUCGUAUUACUUAAAUCUUUACAAAUUUAGGAAAGUGAAAUUUGGUAGCAAUUUAAAAUUAGCAUACUGCUAAGAAGGUAGAUAUUUUGCUACAUCUUCAUGGCAGGAAAAAAAAUCUUCCUCUGAAUAUAAAUAAAUCACUACAUUUAUCAAAAUUUGCUUUAAACAAUUUCUGUAAACAUUUCGUACGUUCACGUCAGUACUAUUCUGUUAUGAGGACCCAAAGUUCGCCAAGCUUGUAUAUUGGCGUUAUACUUUCAGCGCUAAUAUUUUAUGGGGAUAAAGAAUUACUAAUAAGUUUUGGUAGUUAUUAUUUGGACCCCAGCUAACAGAAUUGUACCACUUGUGGCUUCGUAUAACAGUUGGAAGAUAUGGUUCUAUAUCACCGGGGGUACAUUUGGACGCGAACGUUUAGUUAUAAUUAAUAAAAAUGUAUCAUCAGAAUAAUUAGAAAUCCAUACUUUCUGCAUUUGUCGACAAAGACAUUCGACGAAGAGGGGCUGCGUUUAAAUCAGAUUUCUAACCCCACAACCAAAUUCGCAAGAUGGGUACCUGUUGCCUAUUUCCGUCAGAUCUAUUAGAUAUAUAUUAUCGAUCUAACUAAAAUCUAUUGGAUGAAAUGGCUUUUGGGGAAAUGAAAAUCAUGUCCAAAACUGAAAUAGGAAAAAAAGCAGUCUUGGUUCGCAGGCGGAAAAACGCCUGCUAGUCGAAAAUCAAAACGGAGCGUCGUGUAUAUUGAUGAUUCUAACGUUUAGACUUUUACCCUAUGCUGCUGCGCUAGAUGUUAUCGUACAAAAAAUAAAAAUAAAAAAAAGGUAUCUGCUUCUCAUUGGUUCGCUUGUAAAAAGAUUUUAGAUAUCUUGUUUUUCAUUAGAUCGUUCUAUGCUUUUGGGUGCUGUAACAGGAUUGAGAACAAAGACUUCACUGUGUCGAUCAAAUGCCAAAGGUAUAUAAUAAUAAUAUUAUUAUUAAACACAGCUCAAAUUCAAUCCAUGUUUAAACAGUUGUUAGUGUUUAUUUGAAUUUUAUGAUAUUCACAGCGUCGUGUCCUGUUAAAAGUUGUAUAAGACUUUUUUGGCAUAAUUCUGUUGGCGUAAUGAUAAUUUUAGUGAAAGUUAUUUUUGAAAAAGUAAUUGAUUAGGAAAAGUAGCGUGAUUUUAAGGAAGAGUGGUUAUUUGUGGCAAUGGAUCAUUUAGGUUUUGAAAGAAUUCGAUCCGGAUUAUCAAUGAUAUAUAAAACAAAAUUUUUAAGGACGAGAUAUAUCUCAAGGAGUCGCCCUUUUCGUCUGAGCUUCUAUUCAGAAGUAUGAGAUCCAUCAAUCAUUAAACAGCCUAAAAAUCAGGUUGCCUAUAACAAAAUCGGCUAAAAAUUUAACAGAGUAUGAAUAAUAAUGGAAAAAAAAUUCGAAUAUGAACUAUUAAACGUUGAAUUAUUAUAAAGUUUAUGAGAUUAAUAUUCCAUGGAUUGCUGUGACAACUGCCAAUUAUAUUUUCAAGAAAAUUAACUCGUUAAAAAUAAAACAUUCUUUCGAAAAUCAAAUUGUAUCUAUUCUAUUAUCAAAAGGGUUUUUCUUAAAACAGCAAAUAUUUCUUCUCCUUUAGAAGAAUGCGACUUCAUAUAGACAAGUGCAUCGGCCGAGAUGAAGAAAAGUACCUGGUUUUAAUAAAUUUGACUUCAUUGGCGUAUCCUAAUUUAUAAAAAUAGACUCUUCUGAUACCUUGUGACGUCAUGAAAAAAAUAGAGUCGUCUUAAGUCGCCUUCUCCUGGGAGCCAAGAAAUAUCUUAUUUGCAUUUUUAUUUACAUUUGAUAUGAUAUCGAUUUUUUUAAUAUAUAUUUUGAAUAUUGUACUUAUCACAUGUGCAAUGUAUUUACCAUGGUAGUCAUGGGAUGGUUUAUAUAUGACGUAUUCACUCAUUUAUGUACUAACCGCAUCCCAUUGGUGGUAUUAAUAUUAAUUGCUCGCCUUUGGCGAACAUGGGAAAUUUUCAGCUACGUAAGAAUCUAUUAGCGUGCGAGUUCCGGCAGUUCAUUUGAUGAUUUAUCAUUGAUAUGCAAUUAAUGCGUAAAUACCAAUUUAUUCUAUUUUAAAAAUAUGUUCUAUCAUCGUAACCAAAAGGACUUCCUUCAAUGCGAAAAAUGUAGGAAUAUACGCAUAAAAAUUAAAAUAACAAAAAUAAAUUCCACUCAUUUUUUCUUAACAUCACACUACCCAAUAUUAUUAUAAGUUUAGAAGAGUGCUGCCAAUACAGAAAGCUAUGCGAUCAGGACUCGACGCUGCGUGUGAUGUGAUUUAAGUGUACUUGGUCAACUUCCUAUUGAUUGUUCGAUUACUGAAAUAUGUUGCUGUGUCGUUCCAAAGAUGAAUUGCUUUAAUCUUGGAGUUUAAGAUAAGGUUGACAUAUCUUCGAAAAAAUAAAUUGUUGAUUAAAAUGAGAAGUUUAUCGCGCAUCCAUCUGUUAAUAAAUGAAAUGUCUGUUGGGCACUCAUUAAAUGUGUCAGUGUGUUUAUUUCAUUUCA
Argiope bruennichi is the source of this 13021-nucleotide messenger RNA. Its product is annotated as coiled-coil domain-containing protein AGAP005037-like. NCBI's taxonomy places the organism in Eukaryota, Metazoa, Arthropoda, Arachnida, Araneae, Araneidae. The transcript is spliced from 33 exons. The record is from RefSeq and is a predicted model, not a curated record. Bases 170 to 4714 code for a protein of 1514 amino acids. Gene Ontology annotation, cellular component: cytoplasm.